Molecule: messenger RNA, 3915 nt
Organism: Onychostoma macrolepis
Lineage: Eukaryota; Metazoa; Chordata; Actinopteri; Cypriniformes; Cyprinidae
Exons: 9
Coding region: 941-2089 (382 amino acids)
Source: RefSeq, a predicted model, not a curated record
GCUGUCAAACUUGUAUUUUUGCAGAGGGCACCUUAUCAGUGCUGUGACACUUGAACAAAUGAACUGAGCAUGCGCAACGCCGACCUAUAAACAAACGAGUUGACUUAUUGUAGUUGUAGAAUAUUUUUCUGGAGUUUUGCUUCUGGGUUCUUGCUCGAAUCUGUUCUUGACUUGCGUUUGUGCAGUUCAGUUGGGAAGUUGAGAGGGCAGUUCCAGUUAGCAAUAAGGAUAACUUACUUAUAGGUGGCUGUCGCAUUCGUUGGCUUGUCGGCUGUAGAACGGUGAUUUAUAGCGAGAGCAAGAUUUCAAGUUCUUUGGACAUGACAUGGUGAUGGGGCAGCUGAUAAAGGAUCUCAAAGACCUUGAGAUUCUGUGAAAUUGAUCGACCAACAUUUGUGGCAGACCCACUGGCCAAGGGGCCAAGCAGGACUGUGCAGUCAUAUAUAGCUCCGACAGAUGGUUGAGUUCAUUUGUGCCCCUGCCAUUUCUUCAGGACAGAUCGCCUACUUAAAGAAUGAUGUCUACAACUUUGGGAGAGGAAAUACAAAGGUCAUUUCCAAAGCGCUGCCUGGUCUUCUUGAAGAAAAGAAGGAACAGUUGCUGCAGAGACUUCUUAGCUGGGGUGUGGAGAGCACAGAUGAUCUUAAGUAUGUAGAGGAGCUCCUGGAGUGGACCUGUCUGAUUUACUCCCGCCCAUCCAGAUUCGCAAACUGCUAGACAGCUUUAUGAGAGCUGGAGAACAAAAUCAAUCUGGUGAUGUCCCUCCAACAAUACCUCCGCCUUCUUCCACUGUCACAUUAGACACCAUUAGCCCACCAAGCCUUUCUUCAACCACAGCAGUUACUUGGCCUGAGUCAUUUCAGGUUCCUUGGAACCAAAUGCCGAAUUGCGCAGUGCAGUAGCGAAUGGAAAGAGACCACUCCCCCCAGAUCGCCGCAAAAUGAUUCGUAUAAUUGUUGAUGAAAUUAGGAAACAUGAAAAGAAUCCAAGCAAAGCACAGUGCCUUGCUGUUGCUCUCAAAAUUGUCAAAAAGUAUCCAAAGAGCUUUUCUGAUUUUGAUGAUACUCAAGAAAAAAAUGAAAUUGGGUACUACUCCCUCUUGAAACAAAUAAAAACCCGUGUAGAACACGUCAAUAGAGAUAAUACUUUAUCACGCAGGCGACGGAUCAGUGGAGUAACUGACACACCUGAGAGAAUGCAAUGCAGAGAACCAACAGCCACAUACGGAUGCACACAAUGGCAGCCUGAGCCUCCGCUUGCAAAUUCUGAUGAUGUACUUGAGGAAAAAAGACAAACUUUAGAGAAUUUGUACCAGCGAUAUGGAAAAAGUGGAGCUGACAGGAGUGAUGUUUGUGCCUUAAUGAAGGAAACUUAUUAUUUGCAAAGAAAGCACAUCAAUGACACACAAGUACUUCCUAUCAAAGACCUCAAAAGCAAAUGGCCAUACCUGUUUGUGCAAAAGCACAUAUAUGCACAUUUUGAGGAGCUUACCAGUAUCGCCAUACACAAAAGGCUCAACCAAGCCAUACAGGAGUAUGGUAAAGUCCUCGUUGACUUCUUUAAGAGCAAACCCACAAAUGAAGUUGUCAAGAAAAUCUUGUCCAGCGAAGAAGAAGUUGGACCCCUUGUGAUCAAACUCAUCCUGGCACAUUGCCGAGAGGAUCUGGAUGGUCUUCUGCUUCUUGCGAAUAGGUGCGCCACAGCAGCUGACCUUCAAGCGACACACACCAUACCUGGGAGCCCACGACUAAUUGUGCUUGGAGACACUUUGACGAGUGGACACUGGAUGCUGACUAUUGAAGGCGAGGUUGUGUGUGAGGGCAUUCAGCCCAGCUUCCUGUCUGGCCUUGCCACUCUGUUCGCAUCGUACUAUAUAUUCAAUCUUGAGUACCAGGAGGAGGCAGCAUGUACCUUGGAGUUCAUUCAAAGACGCUUUGUAGGUAUUAAUCCGGAGAGAGGAACAAAGAAGUCGAAAGGAAAAGUGCCAUCUAAAACGACCGGGCAAAUGGUACAGAAGAAACAGGUUGCAGUGAACCCACAUGUUGCCACUCUUCUUUGCAAAGUGAUGGAUUUUCAGUGGAAUUUCUGAAAUGUAAGUACACACACAUCAAGAUCUAAUUUUCCUUUUAUUAUUCUCUGUCUCUGACUGUAUCCGUCAUUCUCUAUCUGUAUCUGACUGUAUCUGUCAUCCUCUGUCUGUCUCUGACUGUAUCCGUCAUUCUCUAUCUGUAUCUGACUGUAUCUGUCAUCCUCUGUCUGUAUCUGACUGUAUCCGUCAUUCUCUGUCUGUAUCUGUCAUCCUCUGACUGUAUCUGUCAUCCUCUGACUGUAUCUGUCAUCCUCUGACUGUAUCUGUCAUCCUCUGUCUGUAUCUGUCAUCCUCUGUCUGUAUCUGACUGUAUCCGUCAUUCUCUGUCUGUAUCUGUCAUCCUCUGUCUGUAUCUGACUGUAUCUGUCAUCCUCUGUCUGUAUCUGUCAUCCUCUGUCUGUAUCUGUCAUCCUCUGUCUGUAUCUGUCAUCCUCUGUCUGUAUCUGACUGUAUCUGUCAUCCUCUGACUGUAUCUGUCAUCCUCUGUCUGUGUCUGGCUGUAUCUGUCAUUCUCUGUCUGUAUCUGUCAUUCUCUGUCUGUAUCUGUCAUCCUCUGACUGUAUCUGUCAUCCUCUGACUGUAUCUGUCAUUCUCUGUCUGUAUCUGUCAUCCUCUGACUGUAUCUGUCAUCCUCUGUCUGUAUCUGACUGUAUCUGUCAUCCUCUGUCUGUAUCUGACUGUAUCUGUCAUCCUCUGUCUGUAUCUGUCAUCCUCUGUCUGUAUCUGUCAUCCUCUGUCUGUAUCUGUCAUCCUCUGUCUGUGUCUGGCUGUAUCUGUCAUCCUCUGACUGUAUCUGUCAUUCUCUGUCUGUAUCUGUCAUCCUCUGACUGUAUCUGUCAUCCUCUGACUGUAUCUGUCAUCCUCUGUCUGUAUCUGUCAUUCUCUGUCUGUAUCUGUCAUCCUCUGACUGUAUCUGUCAUCCUCUGACUGUAUCUGUCAUCCUCUGACUGUAUCUGUCAUCCUCUGACUGUAUCUGACAUCCUCUGUCUGUAUCUGUCAUUCUCUGUCUGUAUCUGACUGUAUCCGUCAUUCUCUGUCUGUAUCUGACUGUAUCUGUCAUUCUCUGUCUGUAUCUGACUGUAUCUGUCAUCCUCUGACUGUAUCUGUCAUCCUCUGUCUGUGUCUGGCUGUAUCUGUCAUCCUCUGACUGUAUCUGUCAUCCUCUGGCUGUAUCUGUCAUCCUCUGGCUGUAUCUGUCAUCCUCUGGCUGUAUCUGUCAUCCUCUGGCUGUAUCUGUCAUCCUCUGACUGUAUCUGUCAUCCUCUGACUGUAUCUGUCAUCCUCUGACUGUAUCUGUCAUCCUCUGACUGUAUCUGUCAUCCUCUGACUGUGUCUGUCAUCCUCUGACUGUAUCUGUCAUCCUCUGACUGUGUCUGUCAUCCUCUGACUGUGUCUGUCAUCCUCUGUCUGUGUCUGGCUGUAUCUGUCAUCCUCUGACUGUAUCUGUCAUUCUCUGUCUGUAUCUGUCAUCCUCUGACUGUAUCUGUCAUCCUCUGUCUGUAUCUGACUGUAUCUGUCAUCCUCUGUCUGUAUCUGACUGUAUCUGUCAUUCUCUGUCUGUAUCUGACUUCUCUCUAUCUGUGUCUGGCUGUAUCAUUAUGUUUUGUAAUGUAUCUAAUAUAUUGUCCUCUGUUCUUUGCAAUAUUUCUAUCCACUCUUUUGCAUCCUGUGGUGUUCUCCUUUUUUGGAUCAGAAGUUUGUUGGACUUGGGGCCUUGUUGUUUGUGGUGCCAUGGUCUGUUCAUGAAGUGAUGAAGAGUCAUCGGAAUCUUUGUGGUUUUUAUAAUUAUUUUUAUUAUGACCAUGUUGGUCAACUUGUGGUUAUAA